Molecule: messenger RNA, 1928 nt
Organism: Plectropomus leopardus (leopard coralgrouper)
Lineage: Eukaryota; Metazoa; Chordata; Actinopteri; Perciformes; Serranidae
Product: tissue alpha-L-fucosidase-like
Biological process (GO): glycoside catabolic process; fucose metabolic process
Cellular component (GO): lysosome
Molecular function (GO): alpha-L-fucosidase activity
Source: RefSeq, a predicted model, not a curated record
UUUUCAAUCUGCAUAGGACUACAGUACAAACCCUCCCACGAGGGAUAAUAUUACCUCAAAUGGAGCCCAAAUGUGUAAUAUCUUUGUUUUUUGUACCUCUUCUCACGUGGGUACCUGGAUGCGCAGCGCGUUACGCAGCAAACUGGACCAGUUUGGAUGCCAGACCUCUGCCCCAGUGGUUCGACGAGGCGAAGAUCGGGAUUUUCGUCCACUGGGGGGUCUUCUCUGUCCCUGGGUUUGGGCAAUACAGUGAGUGGUUCUGGUACUGGUGGCGGACAGAAAAGCGCGCAGAACAAGUUGAAUUCAUGCAGAAAAACUACCCGCCGGGAUUUAAGUACGUAGAUUUUGCAUCUGAGUUUCGCGCAGAAUUCUUCGAUCCGGAUCGCUGGGCCGAGAUAUUUAAAGCCUCUGGAGCCAGGUAUGUGGUGUUCACGUCCAAACAUCAUGAGGGAUUCACAAACUGGCCCUCAAUAAGCUCUUGGAACUGGAACUCAGUGGAUGUGGGUCCUCACCGGGACCUGGUGGGAGACCUGGCUGCAGCUAUCAGGAAAAGGUCCCUGCGCUUGGGUCUCUACCACUCUCUAUAUGAAUGGUACAAUCCCCUUUACUUGUUGGACAAAGCCUUCGGAUUCAAGACUCAGGAUUAUGUUGCCCGUAAGACUCUUCCAGAACUAGUAAACCUUGUGAUGGCGUACAAACCUGAUCUGAUCUGGUCUGAUGGGGACUGGGACGCACCAGAUACCUACUGGAACUCCACCCAGUUCCUGGCCUGGCUCUACAAUGACAGCCCAGUCAAGGAUGUGGUGGUUACCAAUGACAGGUGGGGUAAGGGCUGCUACUGCAAACAUGGUGGCUACUACAACUGUGCAGACAGGUACACACCUGGUAAACUUCCAGAUCACAAAUGGGAGAAAUGUCAGUCCAUUGACACUCGUUCCUGGGGCUACCGAAGAGACAUGAAGCUAAGCGAACUCAUGAACCUGUCAUCUAUUAUAAAGGACUUGGUGUAUGUGGUGGCAAUGGGUGGAAACUACCUGCUGAACAUUGGGCCGAUGGCAGAUGGCAUGAUUGCCCCGGUGUUUGAGGAGAGGCUGAGGGGACUGGGUGCCUGGUUGGGGAUAAAUGGGGAGGCUAUCUAUGCUUCCAAACCAUGGAGGGUCCAGACAGAGAACAGCACUGUCACUGUCUGGUACACUGCCAAAAACAGUACUGUUUAUGCCAUAAUGCUUGGCUGGCCAUCCAGACAACAGCUUCAGCUCACAGUCCCAAGGACCACUGGAGCCACAAAAGUUACACUUAUGGACUAUCCUGACGUACCACUGAAGUGGGUGCCAGUGACACCAACAGCUGGACUGAUGAUUCUCAUGCCUGCUAUGCCAGUAUCUCCUGGAAAAGCCUGGUGUCUGAAACUUGAGGGAGUUGUUUAACUUUAGAGAGUCGUGCCAAAAUCAAGUCCAAAUAGUCUUUGGACCAGGGGGCAUAACUCUUACACUUAAUAAUAAACAUUAAGAGACAAAUUGGAUUAAAGAGUCAGGAUCACAUAUGAUUCACCGUGCCCACGGUAAUAAUUAAAGGCUUUCAAAUCUCAUAGCAACAUUUUAUGGUCAGUCACUGUGAGCCAUUUAAGUCCCUCAGGCAUUUAUUGUAAGGAUAUAUAAACACACACACUGUAUAUAAUCUUCAUGUGUCCUUAAAAAUGAGAAAAACAUAUGUCGGCCUAUUUGUUGGUGAAUGGGUAUCUUACCUUUUACAGUGUAUUGAAGCCUAAGGGCAGUUUGUGUAAAUGUAGUUACAAGCCUAUACAGAGUUUCCUAAACAAAGCUAAAUUGUGUGUAAAGCGCACUUUGUGUGUGUGUGUAUGUGUAAUAGUAAGUUUAUUUCUUGUUCAAAUUAAAAAUCUAUUUAAGGCUUAAAUAAAGUUGAAAAUA